Messenger RNA from Pollicipes pollicipes, 897 nucleotides. RefSeq lists its product as uncharacterized. Gene Ontology annotation, molecular function: serine-type endopeptidase activity. The transcript is spliced from 2 exons. Lineage: Eukaryota; Metazoa; Arthropoda; Thecostraca; Pollicipedomorpha; Pollicipedidae. Bases 1 to 897 code for a protein of 298 amino acids. The record is from RefSeq and is a predicted model, not a curated record. Gene Ontology annotation, biological process: proteolysis.
AUGUGUGGAGUACAGGCGUACACAGUGCUGCUGAUGGCGGUGAGCUCGACGCUGGGGGCUGACCUGGCCCGGCGGCGCAUCAGUCUGGGGAAGCGGCAGACGACGCUGCUGCCGGGUCUGGCCGACAACCCAGCGCUGGGCCGACUCAACCUGCGCUUCUGCGGCAGCGGCUCCGAGACAGAGACCAGCCGUGGCCCGCUUGGAUGCGGCUUCCCCAUCGUGGGCGACCACCCGUGGCUGGUGGCGCUCGGCUUCACAGGACCCGACGGCCGCGUCAUCUUCUCGUGCUCAGGCGCGCUCAUCAGCGACCAGCACGUAGUCACGUCGGCCCGCUGCGCGCUCAGUGCUCGAGGCUACAAGCUCAGCACGGCUAGACUGGGCGAGUACGACUUCAGAAACCGGCCAGACUGUGUCUGGUACGACAAGACGGUGUGUACCGAGGCCACGGACGUGGCUGUCCACUCGGCCACCGUGCAGCCCGACUUUGUCAAGCAGGGCCGGAAUGCGAGUCGCUUCGACGUGGCGCUGGUACAGCUGUCGCAGCCGGUGACGCUGGGCCACGGCCGCAGUAAUACCACGCACGUGAUGGACGAAGAGAAGCUAGCCGUGUACAACACCAGCUACGACGGCCCGGGGCCAUGCCAGUACCGGCUGCUGUCGGAGUCGAACGGCGAGCCAAACCGCUGCCUAGGCUCUGGCACGCCGUGCGUGGCCGACCUGGGCGCGCCCCUCGUGGCCCGCGACAUGUUCGGCACGGCCUACUUCCUGAUGGGUGUGACCAGCAUGCGACCAGCACAGAAGAAGUGUCACCGGCCGGGAGCGUCGGUGUCAUCCGCACCCGUGCGGCCGCACGUCCGCUGGAUCCUGGACAGCCUGGCCCUGCUGGCCUCUAUUUGA